Lacerta agilis (Sand lizard) is the source of this 1988-nucleotide messenger RNA. RefSeq names its product HAUS augmin like complex subunit 3 (gene HAUS3). The transcript is spliced from 5 exons. Gene Ontology annotation, cellular component: mitotic spindle; HAUS complex; centrosome. Bases 147 to 1952 code for a protein of 601 amino acids. NCBI's taxonomy places the organism in Eukaryota, Metazoa, Chordata, Lepidosauria, Squamata, Lacertidae. The record is from RefSeq and is a predicted model, not a curated record. Gene Ontology annotation, biological process: spindle assembly; centrosome cycle.
UUAUCGGGUCUCGGCGCUCCUAUGUGAGCAGAUAUCUGGCUUGUCGGGACGGAGGCCGAUCUUCUGCAAGCUUUACUCGGAAAUAUUUUUGAAGCCUAUUGACAAGCCUCUACAAAUAUCCAAGGUUGAAGACUGAUCUUGAAAUCAUGGACUGCGGUCCCAAGUUUGUUGAAACUCUAAAGAGGAUUGGCUAUCCAAAGGCAGAUUCUCUUAAUGGAGAAGAUUUUGACUGGCUGUUUGAAACGCUGGAAGAUAAGUCAUUUCUGGAAUGGUUUUGUACAACGUUGAAUGAAAGUCAUACCUUAUCUGAAGAAGAGCUGCAGUCAUUUAAUCUGCUCCUUAAAUCAGCAAACCCACUAUUAGAAGAGGAUGCUCUAGAUGAAGCUCUGAAGACAUGUAAAUCUCUUGAACUUAAAACCAACAGUUGUGAUGAAGACAAAGAAGAAAACCUUAAAAUAUUAGAGGAUGAGCUUCAGACCCUUCAAAAAAGGAAACACCUAAAAAGCCGUCGUCGGAACAAGCUUCAAACAGUGGCCUCAGCCAAUAACCUUCUGUGCCUGAAGCUGAAAGACACAGGAGAGGAAAAACCUAAAACCCUGAAAGAGGUGCAGGGAAUUCUCAAUGCCAUGAAUACAAAGUUAAACAACGAGCUGCAGUCUCUUACUCAAAAAAUUGGAAAGUUGACCUCUUUCUUUGCUGUUGCAUCCAGACAACAAGAAUUGGACCCUGCUCCUGUCCUUUUAGCCCAACUUGCUUUAGAUAAAUACUUGUGUCAAGAAGAACAAUGCACAGCAGCCCUUACUUUGUAUACAAAAAAGCAAUUUUUCCAAGGUAUAUCUGAGUUGGUUGAAAGUUCUAAUGAAGAAAAUUUCCAGCUUGUAGAUAUAAGGAAUUCUUUUACUUCUGAUGAGAGCAAUGAUGUAUGUGAGGACAGGCAAGAGCUAACCAGGUUGCAGAUGGCUUAUGUUUGUGCUCGGCAUCAGCUGAUUCAACAAGAAGCUAAGAAUCUAAGCAUGAGAUCGGGUCUCCAGUGGGCGGAGAAAAAUAUUUGUUCUUUAAAGAAGACUCCUGGAAAAGAAAAUGUUGAAACCAGAAUUUCUAGCCUGAACAGCGACAUUUCAAAACUCAAAAAGCACUUGGCUCAAAUAAACAAUGAAACUCUACCUUUGCUAGUAAAGCAGGAUGCAGAGCUAUUGAAUAUGCCUGUGGUGAGGGGUGACUUUGAUUUACAGAUUGCUCGACAGGACUACUACCUAUCAAGACAAGAUCAAAUUUGUAAUCAGUUGAUCAAACAGAAGUCAUCCUUUGAACUUCUUCAGUUGGCUUAUGAAAUUGAGUUGAGAAAACUUAGGGAUAAUAGCCGUCUCCUAGAAAACAUAGUACAAGAUCUGAAACAGAGCAGUAAUACUUUGGUGCAGGUAUUAGAAACAAUGUCAGAACCAUCAAUAUCCUAUCAUAAAAUACCAAGAAACACUAUUGAUUCAAAAGAUACUACUGCACACAGGCUGUGUCAACUUCUGGAAGGAAAUAAUUCAAAACAGUUGUUCAGAACGUAUGAAGGCCUUGAGCAGAUGGCUGAAAAAUUACAUCUAGACACAAUGUCAGUGGGUGAUCAAUUAGCAGUAUCUAGCCAAGAACAAAUUCUUCUGUCAAAGAUGGAUGUUGAUCUAGGCUCACUUCGCAAUUCUAUGUACUGUGAAGGAGAAAGGGUCUGUCUUACUAAUCUGGAACUGGCUGAGCAGUUUCACCAGCAGGAAUUUCUGUUGAAUAAACUGAAUCUGCUUAUUGUGGAUUUUCUUGCUGAUUUAAAGGCUAAGAAGAAGGUUUUGGAGAAUGAUAAAUUACAACAGAUGGAAAGAAAACUGUGGGUGUACUUCUUCAAAGAUGAAGAAUGCUUGAAGAAUGCUGUGGAGAGAAUGGAACAGCAGGCUAAGACUCAAGCCUUGUCUUAAAGAUUAAAUUUUAGAUAUGUGUUUGUUUGAAAUGUU